AUGGCACCCACCCCUACCGCCCCCGCCACGUCGACUGCCACCGCCACCUCCACCCAGGCCUCGCCCACGCCCGUGAAGAGGAAGGGCCCCAGCCCGGCGGUGCUCAGCAAUGAGCUCUUCCAGCUCAAGAAGCAAAUCGACCAGCUUCAGUUCAGAGUCGCCCAGCAGCAGCGCAAGGGCGACCCGCAGCUCGCCCGCACCCAGGCCAGACUCGAAGGCCUGCGCCGCACGCACCAGUGGCUCAAGCGCCUCCACAUGGCGCUCCACCCGCUCAACCCUGCCCACCAGCCUCUCAAGCAGCAGCCGUCUAGCCCCAAGCCGGCCGUCCGCUCGGUGGUUGCCGCUGCCACCACCACCUCGGUCACCGUCAUCGACACCUCCUCAGCACCGCAGACCCUAAGCGUCCGCUCGUAA
Molecule: messenger RNA, 414 nt
Organism: Acanthamoeba castellanii str. Neff
Lineage: Eukaryota; Discosea; Longamoebia; Acanthamoebidae
Exons: 1
Coding region: 1-414 (137 amino acids)
Source: RefSeq, a predicted model, not a curated record